Molecule: messenger RNA, 3300 nt
Organism: Anisakis simplex (herring worm)
Lineage: Eukaryota; Metazoa; Nematoda; Chromadorea; Rhabditida; Anisakidae
Source: the annotation of a GenBank genome assembly
AUGAUCGGAUAUUGUGUGCGCCCAGAAAACGUUCAAAUAUUUCGAAAGUUUUUUCUGCUUACACGUCGUUUAUGUCAAGUACCUCUCAACACUCUACACCGAUUUGCUUUUAGGUACCCUAAAUGGUCUCAUACCUUUGAAAAUCAACUUUCUCUGGAAUUUCGUACGAGACAGUCCGAUGCGCUCUUACUCUAUACGGAUGAUGGUGGUGUGCAGGGGAAUUUCUAUGCACUUACAAUUGCGGACGGUAGAUUACAGCUUGAUUUCAGGUUGGGUGAUGAAUCCAACGAUUUGGCAUCUCAACGUGCCGUUGUUACGAUGCGGGUUGAUGAUAUUCCUGUCAAUGACAACAGAUGGCAUCAGUUAACUUUAUUCCAGGCAUGGGAGAACGUGAAAUUGCAACUAGAUGAUACAGUUCUAUUCAAGAUUCUCAGCCAACAAAGUUUCGUUUUUGGUAACCUGAAGACAUGCUCCGACGUAUUCGUUGGAGGAGUGCCGAAGGAUAUUCACAUGUUGGCUGCUAUGAGUUCACCGUUGAAACGGCAUACGAAAACAUUCGCCGGAACAAUCAAAAAUCUCGUCUACAGACUAUAUCCACAAGGAGUAACCUCACCACAGCUAUUGGAAAGUGUUGGUAUGAGACAGUCAGACGACGAUUACUGUAAGCCAAGUGCAGUUGGCGGCAACAAAGAGCAAUACUGUAAAAAUGAUGGGGUAUGCUACAGCACCAACGACGGUCCAAAAUGUGACUGUUCGCUGUCGGAUUUUGAUGGUCGUCGAUGUGAGCAAGGUAUAGAGCAUAUGUUCACAUCCUCCUAUAAUGAUCACAUCUGUAUGGCUGACUUUUCAGUGAGGCUGGACGCCGAACUGUCGUUUUUUGGAAACGAAUGGCUAGGGUAUGAUGUCAGUAACAACUCGGCAGCAACAAUAAGAUCUCGCUUUGAGAAUAUCAGUUUUGCUUUCAAAACAAUUCAAGGACGCCAAACCCUUUUUUUCAGCGGAGAUCAGCUCGUAGUGAGCUUUUUUCGCGUUCAGAAUUACGUCUAUGUAACAAUUGACGAUGGGUCACUAGUAGCAACGUCGAAAUUUGACGACACUGAGAAACGUCUGAUCAGAAUCUUCAACGAAUACCCGUCGGGCCGAUACGAUGAUGACCAAUGGCACAUGGUCACUGUUACUCGCACACUGACUCUGAUGACGUUAAUUGUUGAUGGAAGGAAGGAUGAAAUUCGACAAUAUGCACCCGAAAUCGAUUGGCUUAAAAAUUCUUAUGCAUUCGUUGGUGGAAUACCGCUGGAAAAACAAUACGAAGAUUUAGAUAAACCGAAUUUCCGUGGAUGCAUGAAGAAGGUGAAAUUCGAAGCGGAUGCGCAUUUGAUCAACUUCAUUAGUCUCGCCGAUCAGGGUUAUGGGCAAUCAGUGAUUCGGUCGGCUGGCGAUUUGGCGUUUUCUUGUCGAAAACCAACCGUUCCACCUGAUAUACUGUCGUUCAAUAGCGGACAGCACUACAUUACACUUCCAAAGUGGAACUCACUUGGUAGUGGCAGCAUUGGUUUUCAACUCCGAACUUACGAAUUGGAUGGACUGAUUCUUUAUCACGGUUCAAAAUCGAUAACUAACGACUCAUCUGAUUACAUCGCCUUCGAGUUGAUCGAUGGGCACUUGUUCUUGAUCAUCAAUCUGGGAUCAGGUCAUGUUCGGCUUCAGACAACAGCGUCGAAAAUCACCGAAGGCACAGUAUGGCAUAGUGUGACACUUGAACGGAUGGGUCGAACUGGCACUGUGAUUGUCGAUAACAUUCGCACGGAUUUCUCAACACCUGGGGUAUCGGCGAAUUUGAUAAUUGAUGAACCAAUCUACGUUGGCGCUGUGCCAUGGCCAGCGAACGAUUCAACACCAUCUUCAUUUCGGUUUCCGUCCACUGUGUGGACCGCAAAUCUGCGACAGGGAUAUGUUGGCUGCCUCAAAAACGUCCGAUUGAAUGGUAUUAGCGCUAACAUUGCGAACGUUUACGAGGAACAGAAAACACUCGUGGAAGCAGGUAUUUCACAAGGUUGUCCCAACACUUUGAACAACGACUAUUGCGCAUCAUCACCAUGCAAAAACUACGGGCGUUGUGAGAUUGGCUAUGCUACAUUCCGAUGUGACUGCUCGAAUUCACACAUGGAAGGACCAACGUGCAAUAUCGAACCAGAGGUCGUUGAACUGACCGAAAAAGGUGGCGAACUACCACCGUUUCAUCUUCCGAAUCCGUUGCACAGUGAAUCCGAAACGAUUGAAUGCAAAUUUCGUACAGAUGAUGAUAAAGGAAUCAUAUUCGACUCGAAAUCGACGGCCUCUCCAUCACAUCGGAUUCUCAUUGCAAUAAUUAGAGGCGAAUUGGAAUUGCACUUGAACUUCGGCGUCACUCAGCAUACUUUCAAUUGGGGCAGUGGUUUGAAUGAUGAUCGAUUUCAUUCGAUCCGUGUUAAAAGACGAGGUGAGAAACUGCUGCUUUUUCUGGAUGGCAAAUGGGAACACAGCUAUUUCUUACCAUCGUCCAAUAUUGUUCUGCAAAUCGACCAGAUAGCCGCUGGCCAUUCCCUGCAUCCAACUGGACUGAGCGAUUUCGUACCGCCACGAAACGAAACAAAUGACGAAAAUUUUUCUGGCCAAAUGAUCAAACUAACCUUCAAUGGAUAUGAUGUGCUGAAGAAGGCCAAACGAAGAAAUGGAAAUUUCGCAGCAAGUUCGAAGUCCAGUGAGGUGAGAGACGGACAGAAGUCAAGGAACCGGAAAGCGAAAUAUUCGGCCGUAUCGUUCGAGACCAACAAAGGACGAGUUGUUUUUGCGGACAGUCGAAUUUCCACCAUCGAAGGUCCAUAUCGCAUAUCGCUCAAAUUUCGCACGCUAGCACCAUCUUGCAUUAUUUUGGUUGUCACUUCGAAUUCCACAUACAGUUUCGGUUUCGGAUCUCGUUUCGAAUCAGUGCUGUCGCCGGUGCUUCGACGCAAACAAACUCUCAGCGAUAUGCGAUGGCAUUCCUUACUGAUUUAUCAAAACGCAAUUAAUGGUGAACAUCACAUGAUUAUUGAUAAUACUAGCACUGUGAUGGAUACUGUUGGUGGACACAUGGCUAAACUCGAAGGACAGUUGUAUCUGGGUGGAGUGCCACCUCUUACACCACUAUCACCCAGGUUAACCAACGUAGUUGGUUUUCGCGGUUGCAUAUCAUCAUUGAGGAUUGGCGAUGAACACUUGGAUGCUUUUGAGGAUGCGUAUGAAAUCGUUGGUGUUACUAAAGGAUGUACAGGUCAGUGA